Molecule: messenger RNA, 669 nt
Organism: Linnemannia hyalina
Lineage: Eukaryota; Fungi; Mortierellomycota; Mortierellomycetes; Mortierellales; Mortierellaceae
Source: the annotation of a GenBank genome assembly
AUGGCACGACUUUACUCGUCAGCAUGUGUCGCGUUGAUCGCGUUGAUCACCCUGUUCCAGACUACUCAGGCAGUCAAGUUUGAUAUUGCGGGUCAAACGGCCGCAGAUGCUCUCCCAGUCUGUAUUUCGCACUACAUUGAUAGCGAUGUGGACUUUGUUGUCAAGGUCCGCGUUAACUCUGGACCUCACCAGAAGGUUGGAGUCGAGAUCACGGAUGAUAGCGAACACUUGAACCAGAUUUGGAAGAAGGAUGGAUUGACGGAAGAGCUCCAGCGUGCCAGCUUCAAGAGCCAGUAUGCUGGUGAUGUUGUCGCCUGCUUCACCAACGUCCUCACUGAAGGAUACAAGCCCGACCCCCGCUACACGCGCACGGUCGAUAUCGACUUUGACAUUGGAUCGGAGACGAUCGACUACGCAAAGUUGGCCGAGGCUGAGAAGUUGAAGCCUAUGGAGCUUGAGCUCCGCAAGCUCGAGGAUAUGGUCAAGGACAUUGUCGACAACAUGGAGCAUCUCCAGGCUCGCGAGGAGAAGAUGCGCAACACCAACGAAUCAACAAACGCUCGCGUUCAGUGGUUCUCGACCUUGACGAUGGUGAUCUUGGUCAUCUUGGGCGUGUGGCAAAUCUUUUACUUGAAGCGUUUCUUCCGCAAGAAGAGACUCAUCGACUAA